AGUUGAGUCCUGAGAUUUGGGCUCUGUGGUCCUUCGUCCCUCCGCGGUGGCCGCCUACCCACGAUGGAGGGCUCCGCAAUGGGCGCCCCCGAGUCUGCGCCUUCUCCCCCCGAGUCCGAAGAGUUCCCCAGCUUGGCCAGCGGCCCCGAGGUAGCUCCCGAGGAGACCAAUUGCUGCGCCCGGUCCCAAGAGGCGGCCCCCAAGAAACUCUGCGGGUAUUUAAGUAAGUUUGGCGGCAAAGGACCCAUCCGGGGCUGGAAAUCGCGCUGGUUCUUCUACGACGAGAGGAAAUGCCACCUGUACUACUCUCGGACAGCGCAGGAUGCUAAUCCUUUGGACAGUAUCGACCUCUCCGCUGCGAUCUUUGACUGCAAAGCGGACGCCGAGGAGGGCACUUUCGAAAUCAAGACCCCCAGCAGGGUUAUUACCCUGAAGGCUGCCACCAAGGAAGUGAUGCUGUACUGGCUGCAGCAGCUGCAGAUGAAGCGCUGGGAGUUCCACAGCAGCCCGCCCGCACCUCCUGCUGCUCCUGCUGCUUCCCUGGCUGGGAAUGGGCCCACCUUACACCUUGAGCUAGGGCAAGAGGAGGCAGAGCUGGAGGAGCUGUGUCCUGUGAAAACGCCCACUGGGCUUGUGGGUGCAGCGGCUGCCUUGCAGCCGGCCCCUGCCAUGCACUUGGCCCUUCAGAACAUCUCCCUCAAGCAUCUGGGAACUGAAAUACAAAACACCAUGUUCAACAUCCGUGGUAACAAGCAGGCUCAAGGAACAGGCCAUGGGUCUCUAGUGGAUGAGUUUCCACAGAAUGGGGAGCAGCCCUCGGCCUCUGACCCCAGCACCUCAGGAAAAGAGUCAGUGGAUUCUCCCAAACCCGCACCCAAGUCCUCUCUGCCCAUCAACCUCACACAGAAAACCAAGCGCCAGAGCAACACCUUCCCGUUCUUCUCCGACGGACUGGCAAGGAGCCGGACUGCCCAAGAGAAGGUGGUAGCUUUGGAGCAGCAGGUGCUGGUGCUCACCAGGGAGUUACAGUCCCAGAAGGAGCUGGUGAAGAUCCUGCAUAAGGCUCUGGAGGCCGCCCAGCAGGAGAAGCGGGCGUCCAGCGCCUAUCUGGCGGCGGCUGAGGACAAGGACCGGCUGGAGCUAGUUCGGCACAAGGUGCGGCAGAUCGAGGAGUUGGGCCGGCGGGUGGAGGCCCUGGAGCAGGAGCGGGAGCACCUGGUGCACGAGGCUGGCCUGCGGGAGCAGCAGGUGCAGGCGCUGCAACAGCACGUGCAGCUGCUCAUGGACAAAAACCAGGCCAAGCAGCAGGUCAUCUGCAAGCUGUCUGAGAAGGUCACCCAGGACUUCACCCAGCCCUGUGACCAGCCCCCCAAGGCCCCUGCAGCUGCUGACAUGGACUUCCUGAACCAGCAGGAGAGGAUGGAGCACUUAAAGGAUGAUAUCGAAGCUUACCGGACCCAGAACCGCUUCCUCAACUCCGAGAUCCACCAGGUUUCCAAGAUCUGGAGGAAGGUGGCCGAGAAGCAGAAGGCCCUGCUGACGAAGUGUGCCUACCUUCAAGCCAGGAACUGCCAGGUGGAAAGCAAGUACCUGGCCAGCCUUCGAAGGCUGCAGGAGGCUGCAGGGGGCGAGGCCAGCGAGGCUAGUGAGUCCUCGGAUCUGCUGCGGCAGCUCAUCCAGGAUGCUCUGCAGUGGGAAGCCAGUGAGGCGUCAGCCGACACUGUGGGGCUAAACCCCAUCAGUGAGUAUGACGAGUACGGCUUCCUGACGGUGCCUGACUACGAGGUGGAAGACCUGAAGCUGCUGGCUAAGAUCCAGGCGCUGGAGGUACGCUCCCACCACCUGCUGGCAUUGGAGGCCAAGGAGCGACCACUGCAGGAGCGCUGGGCCAACCUGGGUGAGCUCGUGCCCUCGGCCGAGCUGAAGCAGCUGCUGCGGGCAGGCAUACCCCGUGAGCACCGGCCACGCGUCUGGAGGUGGCUGGUCCACCUCCGCAUCCAGCACCUGCACACUCCUGGCUACUACCAGGAGCUGCUAGGCCGGGGCCAGUCCUGUGAGCACCCUGCUGCCCGCCAGAUCGAGCUGGAUCUGAACCGGACUUUCCCCAACAACAAGCACUUCAGCUGUCCUACCUCCAGCUUCCCUGACCAGCUCCGCCGGGUGCUACUGGCCUUCUCCUGGCAGAACCCCACCAUCGGCUACUGCCAGGGCCUGAACAGACUGGCAGCCAUCGCCCUGCUAGUCCUGGAGGACGAAGAGAGUGCCUUCUGGUGCCUGGUGGCUGUCGUGGAGACCAUCCUGCCGGCCGACUAUUAUAGCAAGACGCUGACAGCAUCCCAGGUGGACCAGCGGGUGCUGCAGGACCUCCUCUCAGAGAAGAUGCCCCGGCUCAUGUCCCACCUGGGGCAGCACCGCGUGGACCUCUCCCUUAUCACCUUCAACUGGUUCCUCGUGGUCUUUGCAGACAGUCUCAUCAGUGACAUUCUCCUGCGGGUCUGGGAUGCCUUCCUGUAUGAAGGGACCAAGGUGGUGUUCCGCUAUGCCCUGGCCAUUUUCAAGUACAACGAGGAGGGGAUCCUGCAGCUGCAGGAUGGCCUGGAGAUCUACCAGUACCUACGCUUCUUCACCAAGACCAUCUGUGACAGCCGGAAGCUCAUGAAUAUCGCCUUCAGCGACAUGAACCCCUUUCCCAUGAAGCAGCUGCGGCAGCUGCGGGCAGCCCACCGGGAGCGGCUGGAGGCUGAGCUGCGGGAGCUGGAGCAACUGAAGGCUGAGUACUUGGAAAGGCGAGCGUCCUGGGGCAGAGCGGUGCCAGAGGGCUGUGCCAGCGAGGAGGAUGGGGAAGGGGAUGCCUGACCAGGCCCCUCACCUUGCCUCCCAAAGCCUUUCUCAUCUUGGCAAGCAGGCCCCCUGGAGGUCAGGGCUGGAACAGCAGUCCAACCCUUGGAGCCCCGUUCUGUGCCAGCCUGGAACCGGCUCUUCCCCGUCUUGGGCGUAGGUCUUCCCAGGUGGACUUUGCUGUGAAGACAUUGGCUGGCACUUAACCCAGUGACGCUGCACCUGUCACCUCCCCCGUGGAGCACCUUGGCAUGCAGGCCAGGCGAGAGUGCACUCUGUGGGGUCCCCUGGAACAUUCUCUUAAGUA
Molecule: messenger RNA, 3145 nt
Organism: Castor canadensis (American beaver)
Lineage: Eukaryota; Metazoa; Chordata; Mammalia; Rodentia; Castoridae
Gene: Tbc1d2
Product: TBC1 domain family member 2
Biological process (GO): regulation of GTPase activity
Molecular function (GO): small GTPase binding; GTPase activator activity
Source: RefSeq, a predicted model, not a curated record